AGCUGCACUUGCCACAGUGAUCGAUCCAUGCCAUGGAAUCCUGUGAAGUGGCCGCAUGGAAUCGUGCGAUGCAAAACUUGGCCAAGGCGCGCCGGUGGCAGCCAGCCUUGGAAUUGUUGCAUGCCGCCAAGAAGCGUGCUCUUCAGCCGACCCUUGUGAGCUAUCUUAUAGCAAUUGGAGCCUGUGAGCAAGGUCGGAAUUGGUCAUUGGCCCUGGUUCUUAUGCAGGAGUUCCAAUGCUAUGAGUAUCCGCUGCCGCCACAUGUGAAUGCUGUCAAUGCUGCGAUCAGCGCAUGUGACAAAGGUGGCCAGUGGCGGAGAGCAAUACAUUUCUUGGCGUGGUUACCUGGGGUGCCUGGACUCAACAGUUGCCACCAUGAUUAGCUGAGAGAAGUGCGUAAAUAUAUGGUCGUAGGGAACCUGUUCUUGCUAAAAUUUGCCAGUUGGUGGAUAGUGAAACGCAAACAUUUGAUCUAGCUCGGAGAGUCUAUUGAGAAAUCCCAAGAUGGGCAUUGGAGGGGGGCUAACGUUUAGCAGUUCUUGCUCCGUUGGGAAACUUCAUGCGUUUCAAAAAGACCAUGAAAGGACUUGGGCUCCCCCGUGAAGGGGUAGGGUUGCGAACAAGGCGUGCGCGUCCUUUUUAAUCUUGGAUGGGGGUGAGUUGUUAACCACCCCCCAAUAUUUUUUUGCAGAACCUUGCAGGACUCCUGCAACCCGCAAUUAGUUUUGAGAAUUCCGGUCAAGGUCUACCAGAUUCCCAUGCUGGAUGACCGACCGGAUUCAUGUCCAGUUGCGUUGACAAAGUAAUUUUCCAGGAAGUUUACUUACCAGCAGAGCUUUAUGGGCAAACACUUGUUUGCCAGCUUACGCUUUUUCUUGCCGAGAGAUUGGGACAUUUGCCUGACUCCAGUGGGAUUUGCUGCCGGAUGUGGUCAGCUUCAACUCGACCGCGAGUGGCUGUGGAAAGGCCUUCGAAUGGCAGAGGAGACGCAGUAGGUGCGGACCUGUGACAGGUGAUUAAAUUAGCAGACAGUUGUGUAUGUAUAUUAUAUACACACAUAAUUAGCGUAACACACACAUAUAUCACAUAUAUAUAUAUAUAUAUCAGUAUAUACAUAUCGUGCAUCAUGUACAUCUCUGGCUGGCCCUCAGCUCUGAAACCUUUCAGAUCCAACUUGCCCAGCAUUUGCAACCAUCACUCCCAACUCAAAAAAGAAGCUGUACCAACAGCACCCAAGAUGUGUUUGUUUCCGGAUAAAGCACAUCUCUUCAGGUUCACUCUUGGAAUGCAAAUUGCAUCCCUCUGGCCAUCGGAUGCCACUCCCCCCAGACGACUGCAAAAACCAGCAAUUGAAAGAUCACGAUAGGAAGUGAGGACUGACCACUUGGUUGUAGUUGUAGUUAUUGAACAAGUUGCCUUUGCAAGUUUCCGCGGUGGAUUGCCCACUCGCACAAUGCAUCAAGAAGAAGGACAACACCUAUCCAGCGAGGCGAGGAAACAAGAGUCGAGUGCCAGUGCCCAUCACAACGAAUCCAGCUUUGACCCCUCUCCCUCGAACUGCAAGAAGGAGUUGAGAAGAGUAGUUAGAUUGGCAGGAUGUGCGAUAAUUAGAUCAUUUGAGCCUGAGGCAAUUGAGGCCGCGAUGAUUCAGUUCAUCCUCAGAGCUUUCCCAUGGUCUUUUGAAUGGCGGGGCUUGUUUUGCUUGUUUGUUAGUUAGCU
Molecule: messenger RNA, 1719 nt
Organism: Durusdinium trenchii
Lineage: Eukaryota; Dinophyceae; Suessiales; Symbiodiniaceae
Source: the annotation of a GenBank genome assembly